Pseudopipra pipra is the source of this 6491-nucleotide messenger RNA. It is a transcript of the gene PRG4, whose product is annotated as proteoglycan 4. The record is from RefSeq and is a predicted model, not a curated record. Lineage: Eukaryota; Metazoa; Chordata; Aves; Passeriformes; Pipridae. The transcript is spliced from 10 exons. Bases 23 to 5092 code for a protein of 1689 amino acids.
AUGAGAUUAUUUCUUUUCAGGAAUGAUGUCGUACCUGAAAGUAAUGAUCAUAUGGAACAUACUUUGCAUAUCCCUGGUGCUCCUUUCUCUGUCCUUGAUUCAAGAAGUGUCUUCUCAAGGACUCUCCUGUGAAGGACGGUGCUUUGAAGCCUUCGAGAGAGGACGGCAGUGUGACUGUGAUGCCGACUGCGAACGAUACGGCAAAUGCUGCCCAGACUAUGCCAAACACUGCAAAGAGGCACACACAGAAAAGCCAGCCCCGGAGACUCCCCCCGAAAACAAAGCAACAUCUAAAAGGUCAUCCACCGAUGAGGACAAGCCGCCAGAGGAAGCUGUGGAAGAUCCUGGCACUGGACUGGAAAACCCAGAGACCACUCCUGCUCCAACUACAGAACUGGCAGAGACAACCCCUGCAGCCACAGAGCCACCGACUACCCAGAGAGACCCGCCCACCACCCCAAAGGAACAGGACACAACCCCCGAGGCCACUGAGGAACCAGUGACUGAAGAAGACCCUCCCACCACAGAGAAGCCAGAAGAUAUGACCCCAGAUGCCACCGAGGAACCAGUGACUGAACUGGACUCUACCAACAUCCCCCCAACAGAAGACGCAACCCCUGAGGCCUCAGAGGCACCAACAGCUGAGGCUGAAUCUCCCACCACCCCAAAACCUGAAGACACAACCCCUGAGGCAACUGAGGCACCAACAACUGAGGCACCAACAACUGAGGCACCAACAACUGAGGCACCAACAACUGAGGCUGAAUCUCCCACUACCCCAAAACCUGAAGACACAACCCCUGAGGCAACUGAGGCACCAACAACCGAGGCUGAAUCUCCCACCACCCAAAAACCUGAAGACACAACCCCUGAGGCAACUGAGGCACCAACAACCGAGGCUGAAUCUCCCACCACCCAAAAACCUGAAGACACAACCCCUGAGGCAACUGAGGCACCAACAACCGAGGCUGAAUCUCCCAGCACCCAAAAACCCGAAGACACAACUCCUGAGGCAACUGAGGCACCAACAACUGAGGCUGAAUCUCCCACCACACCUAAACCUGAAGACACAACCCCUGAGGCAACUGAGGCACCAACAACUGAGGCACCAACAACCGAGGCUGAAUCUCCCACCACUCCAAAACCUGAAGACACAACCACUGAGGCAACUGAGGCACCAACAACUGAGGCUGAAUCUCCCACCACCUUAAAACCUGAAGACACAACCCCUGAGGCAACUGAGGCUGAGUCUCCCACCACCCCAAAACCUGAAGACACAACCCCUGAGGCAACUGAGGCACCAACAACUGAGGCACCAACAACUGAGGCACCAACAACUGAGGCUGAAUCUCCCACCACCCCAAAACCUGAAGACACAACCCCUGAGGCAACUGAGGCACCAACAACUGAGGCUGAAUCUCCCACCACCCCAAAACCUGAAGACACAACCCCUGAGGCAACUGAGACUGAAUCUCCCACCACCCCAAAACCUGAAGACACAACCCCUGAGGCAACUGAGGCACCAACAACUGAGGCACCAACAACUGAGGCUGAAUCUCCCACCACCCCAAAACCUGAAGACACAACCCCUGAGGCAACUGAGGCUGAAUCUCCCACCACCCCAAAACCUGAAGACACAACUGAGGCAACUGAGGCACCAACAACUGAGGCACCAACAACUGAGGCACCAACAACUGAGGCACCAACAACUGAGGUUGAAUCUCCCAGCACCCCAAAACCUGAAGACACAACCCCUGAGGCAACUGAGGCACCAACAACUGAGGCACCAACAACUGAGGCUGAAUCUCCCACCACCUUAAAACCUGAAGACACAACCCCAGAGGCAACUGAGGCUGAAUCUCCCACCACCCCAAAACCUGAAGACACAACCCCUGAGGCAACUGAGGCACCAACAACUGAGGCUGAGUCUCCCACCACCCCAAAACCUGAAGACACAACCCCUGAGGCAACUGAGGCUGAAUCUCCCACCACUCCAAAACCUGAAGACACAACCCCUGAGGCAACUGAGGCACCAACAACUGAGGCACCAACAACUGAGGCACCAACAACUGAGGCACCAACAACUGAGGCUGAAUCUCCCACCACCCCAAAACCUGAAGACACAACCCCUGAGGCAACUGAGGCUGAAUCUCCCACCACUCCAAAACCUGAAGACACAACCCCUGAGGCAACUGAGGCUGAAUCUCCCACCACUCCAAAACCUGAAGACACAACCCCUGAGGCAACUGAGGCACCAACAACUGAGGCUGAAUCUCCCACCACCCAAAAACCUGAAGACACAACCCCUGAGGCAACUGAGGCACCAACAACUGAGGCUGAAUCUCCCACCACUCCAAAACCUGAAGACACAACCCCUGAGGCAACUGAGGCACCAACAACUGAGGCUGAAUCUCCCACCACCUUAAAACCUGAAGACACAACCCCUGAGGCAACUGAGGCUGAAUCUCCCACCACCCCAAAACCUGAAGACACAACCCCUGAGGCAACUGAGGCACCAACAACUGAGGCUGAAUCUCCCACCACCUUAAAACCUGAAGACACAACCCCUGAGGCAACUGAGGCUGAAUCUCCCACCACCCCAAAACCUGAAGACACAACCCCUGAGGCAACUGAGGCACCAACAACUGAGGCUGAAUCUCCCACCACUCCAAAACCUGAAGACACAACCCCUGAGGCAACUGAGGCACCAACAACUGAGGCACCAACAACUGAGGCUGAGUCUCCCACCACCCCAAAACCUGAAGACACAACCCCUGAGGCAACUGAGGCUGAAUCUCCCACCACUCCAAAACCUGAAGACACAACCCCUGAGGCAACUGAGGCACCAAGAACUGAGGCUGAAUCUCCCACCACUCCAAAACCUGAAGACACAACCCCUGAGGCAACUGAGGCACCAACAACUGAGGCUGAAUCUCCCACCACCCCAAAACCUGAAGACACAACCCCUGAGGCAACUGAGGCACCAACAACUGAGGCUGAAUCUCCCACCACCUUAAAACCUGAAGACACAACCCCAGAGGAAACAACAACCAAGGCAGACUCUCCCACCACCCCUAAACCUGAAGAGACAACUCCAGAGGAAGCCACAACCAAGGCAGACUCUCCCACCACCCCCAAACCUGAAGAGACAACCCCAGAGGAAACAACAACCAAGGCAGACUCUCCCACCACCCCUAAACCUGAAGAGACAACCCCAGAGGAAGCCACAACCAAGGCAGACUCUCCCACCACCCCCAAACCUGAAGAGACAACCCCAGAGAAAACAACAGCCAAGGCAGACUCUCUCACCACUCCCAAGCCUGAGGAGACAACUCCAGAGGAAGCCACAACCAAGGCUGACAGCCCCUCCACCCCUAAAACAGAGGACACAGUCUCUCCGACCACCCCUGCAGCCCCCAAGGCUGACACCACCGUGGUACAGACAACAACACCCACUGCAGUGACAACCUCUGCCCCCGGAUUAGUCUCAGCUGCUGAUAAAGACACAGCAGCUCCCAGCAGUGCUGCAGCCACUACAGCUGGGAAGGACACUCCCACGCCUGGAGCAGACACAAUGCUUUCAGAUACCACAAUGGAGAUCAAGGAGGUAACAACACCCAAGAAAGACAGAACUACUCUGCUUAAAGACAUUUUAACAGCCACAAUUGGGAAAGACUUGGCUACUGUAGCUGUGGCGACAACAGCUAAGCCAGGUGACUCUCCUAAAGGUACAGAUGACGUUCCAAAUGCAGCCAAGCAACCUGUCACUGCAGCAGCUGCAUCAGAAGCAACAACAGCAGCCACAGCUCCCUUGCCCAAGCCCGCAACCACCAAAGCAGAGUCAACUCCUGAACCCAGCAAGGUGGUAACACCCAGUGAAAAAGAGACAAGUACAGAAGCGGAGCAGGCUGCAGCAGCUCCAGAGAGCGCAGGUGCUACUUGUGUGGUGGUGAUGACAGCAGCUGGCAAAAAAGAGGUAACAACCACCAAAGAAGUGAGCACCACACCUGGCAGAGAACUGGAACAGGUCACUGAAAAGGCCCCUGGUACUGACAAAGCAGAGGUAACUACAGUUGCCAAAGAAACCACUACCAGGGAUAAAAAAGACACGAUAGAAGAAAUGUAUCUUGUUUCUAACGGGACAUCCAAGCCAACAAUACAUUUCCAGGAGGUCACUGAGAGCAGAGAGGAGCCUCAUCCUACUGACCCUGAAACUCUGCCUGUGAAAGAACCCGAGAUAAACAAGCCUUUAAUACCAAUUGGGGACCUGCCAAUGUUACCUGGAGAAACACAAGAGAGGAAGGACGACGAGAAGGACCUGUGCAGCGGGAGGCCGGCGGACGGCAUGGUGGCCCUGCCCAACGGCACCCUGGCCGUCUUCCGAGGUCACUACUACUGGCUGCUGAACGGCCGGAGCCCGCCGAGCACCAACCCCCGCCGCAUCACCGACGGCUGGGGCAUCCCCUCCCCGAUCGACUCCGUCUUCUCCAGGUGCAACUGCGAUGGGAAAACCUUCUUCAUCAAGGGCCCCCUGUACUGGCGUUUCACUAAUGGAGUUAUGGAUCCAGGCUAUCCCAAACCUCUUGCCAAUGGAUUUGCAGGGCUAAGUGGGAGAAUAGUAGCAACCUUACCUGUGGCAAGAUUCAACAACAGACCAGAAUCUGUUUAUUUUAUCAAGAGAGAUGGGAACAUGCAGCAGUAUGUGUACAGACAAGAACCAGCCAAGAAGUGUCAGAGAAGAGCACGGAUUACCAUCAGAUACCCAGCUUUUGUGCCAAGAGUUGUCAUCCGGAGGCGCUUCCAACGUGCCGUGCGAAUGCCGACCGUCAUCCGGACUGUCAGAGUCAACCCGCACCCGACUGGAGUUCUGCGCAAGGAAAUCCGAAUGCAAACCUACUGGAGAGGCCUCCCCAAAGUUGUCCACUCAACUCUUUCCAUACCCAACCAGAACAAGCCCGAUGGCUACGAUUACUAUGCCUUCUCUUACAAUCGGUACUACAGUUUGGAUAUUGGCAAAAGAAUAGCAAGACCUGUUACUGCUCUCACAGGAAAGACUGUGUCCAAAGACUGGUACAACUGUCCCAGCAAGUGAUGCACAGCAGAGGAUUUUAAAAAAGAGAUGCCAUUUGAACGUCACCAUUUUUUCUAAUUUUAUUAAUAAAAGACAAUGAAAUGUGUGCACACAACUCUAAGUAUGAAAUGCUGCUUUAAGCUCUGGCUUCAUUACACUAAAGCAACCACAGGCAAACUGGCACUUUGUAUACACAGCUGGAAUUACUUUACAGAUCGUUCAACUAAUGUUUCCUCUGUUCAGGCCUCCUCUGCCUCCCAUGGCAUGAGUUACACCUGUGUUGGGAAAGAAAACAAAUGCAUUAAAGGAAUGAAAGGAUUUAGAGUUAAUCAGCCAUUGUGACAAUUCAUCCUUCCCUAAGGAAUGGCCACUGCAGAGGAGCAGAUCCUUUCUGACUGAGUUCAAGUUCCCCUCUCUCCCCUGAGCCUGGUGACACACAGGUCACCUCUGUUAUGUAAAAGGGGGGCUGACUAUCCUGUGCUGGGUGCUGAAAGAACCAGCAGAGCAUUCUUACCACACCUGAAAUCAGCUGUUGCUGUUGUUAUUAAAAUUAUGGUGACAGAUGAAAGAAAAUCUAUCCUAGGCCCACCUCCUCACUUUUUUUUUUCCUUUAAAAUACCAGCUAAACUAUAUUUCAGUGUUAAAAUCGAGUCUUCUACAAUGUUAAAAUAAUGACAAAUGGAAUACAAUUCAUCUAAAGAUUUUCUUAAUACAGAAGUUGCAAACAAGAACUUAUUGUUGUGGUUGAACUCUAUUUUGCACUAUAAAAAAUCUUUAAUACUUCCAGAAACUUUUUUUUAAAUCAGUAUAGGACACAGUGAUGUCAUAACUGGAACUCUUAAAAGUGCCAAAUGGGAACUGCUCUGUAACUAAAACCAAAGAUUUCUAGACUUCUGUCUAAAACAUUUGCAAGUGUAAGAUCUAUUGCCCUUUACUUUCUCUCCACUGAUAAGAACCAAGUGCCAGAGAAGAAGAAAGUUUGCCUGCCUAAAAACUGCUCAGGCACAUUUAAACAAAACUAGAGCUUUUAGGGUCACAUACCAGAACCUAGGGCAGGGCAUCAUUCCAUGUCUAGAACAAACACAGCCUAUAAAGUACUUCACAGAGUGUCCCCCCAGGAAGGAAGUCCCACAAAGCCUGCAGCCCCCGAGGACUUACCCCUCUGCCUGUUGAACUGGCGCCCGCGCACCCCCGUGCGCAGCGUCGGGGGCUGCAGCCGCACCCGGCGCAGGGACUUGGGCUGGUUGCUGCUCGUGUCUGUGGAGAGGGGGGAAUGCAGAGAGGAAGUCUGUGCCUGGCAGGUUCUCAAUGUUUAUGUGAUUUGAUAGGAGUUAUGCUCUCUAAUUUACUUUAGAAUCAUGAAGGCGCCUCCUUAUCUCACUGACAUGUCCUCUGAUAUAAAUAAAAGCCUGAAGACAAA